This is a messenger RNA of Branchiostoma floridae (Florida lancelet), 3612 nucleotides long. RefSeq lists its product as uncharacterized. The record is from RefSeq and is a predicted model, not a curated record. Bases 1 to 3576 code for a protein of 1191 amino acids. Gene Ontology annotation, molecular function: calcium ion binding. Lineage: Eukaryota; Metazoa; Chordata; Leptocardii; Amphioxiformes; Branchiostomatidae. The transcript is spliced from 16 exons.
AUGAUUGAGAAGGCUGCUUCUAACCAGUGGUCCCCAACAUACUGUGGAAGCAGAAUGAGCUUCGUGUGUCAAGCAGCAUGCCCGACUGGAUGGAGACUUCACGAGGGUUAUGGCGUCUGUUAUCUAUUUGCGCAACAAGACGACACCUUCGGCGAUGCCGUUGACAAGUGCGCGUGUUCUGGGGCCAGGUUGUUUCAGCCCAACAUUCCGUCCGCUCAACACUUCGUGCUGGACAUCAUGGCAACUGACGGACUGCAAUCUUCCUGGGUCUACCUCUCUGACCGGGAAACCGAAGGCACGUUUGUGUGGGGAGACGGUACUGAGUUGGUAGUGACCGCUGAGAACUGGUUCGGUGGCCACCCAAGUGUGACCAACACAGAGGACCGGGACUGCGUCAACUUUGCGAGGGGUGCGGAUUAUAAACUAAAGGUUCAGGACUGUGUGUCAGCAAGUCACCACCAUUCCGACCACAAUAACCCAACUACAACACCACCACCUGUACAUGCAGAAACUACUAGGCAAGUCACCACCAUUCCGACAACAAUAAACCCAAGUACAACACCACCACCUGUAUAUGCAGAAACUACUAGGCAAGUCACCACCAUUCCGACAACAAUAAACCCAAGUACAACACCACCACCUGUAUAUGCAGAAACUACUAGGCAAGUCACCACCAUUCCGACAACAAUAAACCCAAGUACAACACCACCACCUGUAUAUGCAGAAACUACUAGGCAAGUCACCACCAUUCCGACAACAAUAAACCCAAGUACAACACCACCACCUGUAUAUGCAGAAACUACUAGGCAAGUCACCACCAUUCCGACAACAAUAAACCCAAGUACAACACCACCACCUGUAUAUGCAGAAACUACUAGGCAAGUCACCACCAUUCCGACAACAAUAAACCCAAGUACAACACCACCACCUGUAUAUGCAGAAACUACUAGGCAAGUCACCACCAUUCCGACAACAAUAAACCCAAGUACAACACCACCACCUGUAUAUGCAGAAACUACUAGGCAAGUCACCACCAUUCCGACAACAGUAAACCCAACUACAACGCCACCACCUGUACAUGCAGAAACUACUAGGCAAGUCACCACCAUUCCGACAACAAUAAACCCAAGUACAACACCACCACCUGUAUAUGCGGAAACUACUAGGCAAGUCACCACCAUUCCGACAACAGUAAACCCAACUACAACGCCACCACCUGUAUAUGCAGAAACUACUAGGCAAGUCACCACCAUUCCGACAACAAUAAACCCAAGUACAACACCACCACCUGUAUAUGCGGAAACUACUAGGCAAGUCACCACCAUUCCGACAACAAUAAACCCAAGUACAACACCACCACCUGUAUAUGCGGAAACUACUAGGCAAGUCACCACCAUUCCGACAACAAUAAACCCAAGUACAACACCACCACCUGUACAUGCAGAAACUACUAGGCAAGUCACCACCAUUCCGACCACAGCUGCAGUAAACCCAAGUACAACGCCACCACCUGUAUAUGCGAAAACUACCAGGCAAGAUACAACCAUUCCGACCACAAGAGUCGCAACUUCAAUACAACCAGUAGAUGCGGAAACGCAAGUCACCACCAUUCGUCCUUCGCCAUUAAAAACAGGUACUACGCCUUGUGCACCAGUUAACGGAGGCUGGUCCGUAACCAUUGCUUGGUUCAGGUUCCGUUUUGGGCGUUGGGGCGUGACGGCAUGUUUUUUCCUCCGUGUCUGUAACAACCCGGCUCCGCAGUGUGGCGGAGCACCAUGUCAGGGAAGAGCAAUUUGGUAUCUCGCUAUCAUCAUCAGAUGUCCAAAUUUUAUAGUGAUCAUCAUCAUCCGUGGAGACCCACACUUCACAACCAUUGACAACAAAGACUACACCUUUAACGGCCUUGGAGAGUACACGCUGGUUAACGCACUGGAUGGGGAAUUUCUUGUCCAAGGCAGGACGAGAAAGGCGAUUGGCUCUAAUGGUUUAGAAACCAACGCCACAGUCCUCAGCGCUGUUGCUGCCAAAACGUCUAAUUCGUCUUCUGUUCAGGUUAACCAUGAAGAGGGUGAGCUUCGUCUGUAUGUUGACAACAUCUUCACACCGGAGUUUAACGACCUUGCGGCAGAGGAGUUCUUAAUCUUCACUGACGUUAUGAUCUCUAAAGGAGCCAACGGAUCUGCAGUUGUCGAGUUCACAUCAGGUGCCAGACUAGAAGUUUUUGAGAAGGCCGGGAUCCCUGCUUCGAUUAUACAUCUUCCGAAUGACUACAUGGGCCAGACGAAAGGGCUGAUGGGAGUUUGGAACGGAGACCCGGAUGAUGACUUCACCCGCCCGAAUGGAACGAUCCUCCGUACCAAUGCCACUGACGAGGAAAUAUACGACUGGGGACAGCUUUGGGAGAUUACUGAAGCCGAGAGUAUCUUCUACUACGGAGACCAAACGUACGCUGAUUUUCACGACCAGGACCCGUCCUACCGCCCCAUCUUCGCGACGAUUUUUGAUAAUCCUGAACUUGAACAAGAGGCACUGGGUGUCUGCGGUGACGACAGAGAAUGUCUGUUUGACGCCUCCGUCACCAGAAAUGUCAACAUUGGGAAAGCGACCAUGGAGGCCAAAGAGCAAAGCAUCAGGAUUAGCGAAGAACUUUUGAAUUCCCCUCCAAUCAUUGAAGGCCCCAUCAGUCUUGACGUUACUGUUGGAGAAGUCGUGACUUUCUCCUUCACUGCCACCGACCUGAAGGGCGAUCCUGUCACGGUAGCUGAGGAAACCCUUCCACCGGGAGCAGCCUUUGAGUACGGCGGCAACACGGCAACAGUCACGUGGAGCGUAGUCGAUUAUGACGGUCCGGCCAUGAGCUUCAUCGCGACCAAUUCCCGCAACCAGACCACUCUCUACAUCCCACAAGUCAACCUGUGUAAAUGUCAAAACGGCGGCAUAUGUGACUUCGGCAGUCUGGCUGCAGGGGAGGAUCCAGACGGAGAUCUGCGUGUUGUCGCUUGUCUGUGCCCAUCUCCAUAUACAGGUCAGUUCUGUGAAGACUUUGACGAGUGCGUGGCCGGCACAGACGACUGCGGAGACAACGCCGUGUGUGUGAACGAAUUUGGAGGGUAUCACUGUGAAUGUGAGCCUGGCUUCUAUCCCAAUCCUGGUGGCAAGUCGUGCCGAGACUGCCCCUAUGGAUAUAGGGCACAUAGGGAUGACUGCUACCGCUUCUAUGGCGGGAAGAACGCUCAGACCUACAGCGGUGCCAGACAGGUGUGUCAGGAGAACGGAGGGGACAUCUACAUGUGGAGGAGCGCCGCUGCUGUCGCUGCACUCAAGAGGAAACUGAAAAGCGAUCACUCCCCAAGUCUGUGGGUAGGCCUGAGUGAUGAGGACCUGGAGGGAACCUUCCUGUGGGCUGACGGUAUGGCUUUGGACGGGAACGACUUCACCGACUGGGAUUGGGACCAACCGCACAACACGGCUGAGAAGGACUGUGUCGUCGCACGUAGGGUCCACAGGUACCGCUGGAAGGUCGUGCCCUGCAGCUACAGGAGGGCCUUCAUCUGUCAAUCACCACGGGCUCCGUGAGACAGGCCUGGCCUCAACAAUACCUCUGAUAGAGAG